Chelmon rostratus (copperband butterflyfish) is the source of this 8466-nucleotide messenger RNA. RefSeq names its product EFR3 homolog A (S. cerevisiae) (gene efr3a). The record is from RefSeq and is a predicted model, not a curated record. Bases 225 to 2687 code for a protein of 820 amino acids. Lineage: Eukaryota; Metazoa; Chordata; Actinopteri; Chaetodontiformes; Chaetodontidae. Gene Ontology annotation, cellular component: plasma membrane. Gene Ontology annotation, biological process: protein localization to plasma membrane. The transcript is spliced from 24 exons.
GAGCUGCUCCGCAGCACCACACACUUCCGUGUUGUCUGUCACCGUAAAGCAGGAAGCACUGUAGUAAUGUGUAGGAGUUAAUCUGCCCUGCUGCUGUUUACCUACAGAGUCGUCAUUCCGAUGCCAGGUGAAGAGAAGCCGCAGGAGAAGCUACAUGACGGCUAACUGACGCAGGACCAAUCGGUGCUCAGCGUACGGAGGAACUGCGGUACAUUAGCACCAGGAUGCCAGCAGGAGUCUGUGGCUGCUGUGGGCCGCUGAGGCCGAGGUACAAACGCCUGGUGGACAACAUCUUCCCCGAGGACCCCAAAGAUGGCCUCAGUAAAUCUGACAUGGAGAAGCUGACCUUCUACGCCGUGUCGGCCCCAGAGAAGCUGGACAGGAUCGGAGCUUACCUGGCCGAGAGGCUGAGCAGAGAUGUGGUGCGACACCGCUAUGGGUAUGUGGUGAUAGCCAUGGAGGCUCUGGACCAGCUGCUGAUGGCCUGUCACUCCCAGAGCAUCAAACCUUUCGUGGAGAGUUUCCUGCACAUGGUGGCUAAGCUGCUGGAGUCCAGAGAACCAGACCUGCAGGUCCUGGGAACCAACUCGUUUGUCAAGUUUGCCAACAUUGAGGAGGACACGCCGUCCUACCACCGCCGCUACGAUUUCUUCGUGUCCCAGUUCAGCGCCAUGUGCCACUCUACUCACGAAGACACUGAGACCAGGACCAGGAUCCGAGUGGCCGGGAUCAAAGGUCUGCAGGGCGUGGUGAGGAAGACGGUGAACGAUGAGCUGCAGGCCAUCAUCUGGGAGCCUCAGCACAUGGACAAACUGAUCCCGUCCAUGCUGUUCAACAUGCAGGACAGCGAAGACCUGGACAGGGCGGGGCACCCCAGCACACCUUCGGUGGUGGGUCAGGAUGGCGAGGAGAACCCGGCGGCGCUGGCGGAGAGCUGCUUCAGAGAGCUGCUGGGCAGGGCGGCUUACGGCAACAUGAACAACGCCGUCCGACCCGUGUUGGUUCACCUGGACAACCACCACCUGUGGGACCCCAAUGAGUUUGCUGUUUCCUGCUUCAGAAUCAUCAUGUACUCCAUCCAGGCUCAGCACUCGCACCACGUCAUCCAGCAGGUUCUCAAUCACCUGGACACUCACAACAGGAACACGCCGCGGGUCAGAGCCGGCAUCGUCCAGGUCCUCCUGGAGACGGUGGCCAUCGCUGCCAAAGGCUCAGUGGGCCCCACAGUGCUGGAGGUGUUCAACACUCUGCUCAAACACCUGAGGAUGAGCGUGGACUUCGAGCUUGGCGAGAGCUCGAGGAGGAACUCCAGCACCAGCGUCUCGUCCGGCCGCGGCAAAGAGAGCGAGGAGCGAAUCGUCCAGAACGCCAUCAUCCAGACCAUCGGCUUUUUCGGGGGAAACCUGCCCGACUACCAGCGAGCGGAGGUCAUGAUGUUCAUCAUGGGUAAAGUGCCAGUGUACGGGACCCCCUGCCACACCUUGGACACCGUCAAGAUCGGGCAUCAGGGUACCAAGCGGAUCCAGACCAUGCUGCUCAGCUCCCUCAUCAUGGUAACCUCUGGCUUUAAGUCCAAGUCCAUGGCAGCCGCGUUGCCUCCUCCCUUCCUGGAUCCGCUCUUCUCCAUCUCUCUGAUGGAGGACAGCGAGCUGAGGCAGCUGGUGCUGGAGAUCCUGCACAACAUCAUCGAUCGCCAUGACAACCGUGCCAAGCUACGUGGCAUCAGAAUCAUUCCUAAUGUUGCAGCAUUGAAGAUUAAAAGAGAGAAGAUUUCCAAGCAAGACGUUGCGUUCAUGAAGAAGCAUGGCCAGCAGCUCUACCGUCACAUCUAUCUGGGCUGCAAAGAGGAAGACAACGUCCAUAAAAACUUUGAGCUGCUCUUCACCACUCUGGCCAUCCUGACCAUCGAGCUGGCCAACGAGGAAGUGGUCAUCGACCUCAUUCGGCUUGCCAUCGCUCUGCAGGACAUGGCUCUGGCUAAUGAGGAGAACAUGCCGAUGUUUAUCCGCUGUGGCAUCAUGGCGUUGGUGGCGGCGUACCUCAACUUCCUGAGCCAGAUGAUCGCAAACCCUCCCUUCUGUCAGCACGUCAGCAAGGUUAUUGAGCUGAGGAACAUGGAUGCUCCGUACCUCCUCCCAGAGCACAUCUUCAGAGACAAGUGUCCAUUCCCUGAAUCUUUGGACAAGGAGGACAGACCCCUGUACUUCCAGACAGCCGACAUGGCGGAGUGUCUGGCUGGACCGGGAUACAACGCAGAGAGACUCUCCAUUCCGUACGUUCCCCAGGUCACAGAUGAAGAUCGUCUGACCAGGAGGAAGAGUUUUGUGGACACCAUCUCUCUUCAAGUGGACAUCAUGUCCAACAGCCUUCCGGACAAGUCGCAGCUAGCUGAGGAGAUCACGUUUGAGACCCUGAAGAAGGCCAUCGACACCACCGGUCUGGAGGAGCAGGAGCGAGAGAAGAGGCGUCAGGUGAUGGAGAAGUUCCAGAAAGCUCCGUUUGAAGAGAUCGCUGCCCACUGCGAGUCCAAGGCGAACAUGCUGCAUGACCGGCUGGCACAAAUCUUCGAGCUUACGAUUCGGCCUCCACCCAGCCCGUCCGGAGUGGUCUCCAUCUCAGCAGGACACACCCAGCAUCAGUCGGUCCCCGUCUACGAGAUGAAGUUUCCAGACCUGUGUGUCUACUGAUCACAUAGACAUCACAACACACACACACACACACACACACACACACACACACACACACACACACACACACACACAUCUGAAACACAAAAUGCAAAAUUGAAAAUGCUGAGCGAGAACUACACACAGUCACAAUCUGCACUCCAGUUUCCUCCUUCCAGACCAGCACAGAGGCGUCAGGGAUGCUUUCAGAAACACAAACUGCAGCAAAACAGUCCAAACAUCAGUCCGACACAGAGAGGAGUCAAAAAACCAAACCUCCUCAACCCCACAUAAAGGUCCUCUGUCUGGAAAUCCAAACCUGGACAGAGACUCGAAUUUAGUUCGAGAGCCUCGAAAGUUCUGAAUCCACAAACGUGGUUUCAUUAUCACUAAAAGCUUUUUAAGAUCUCUGCUCAAAGCAGACCUGUACUCAUUCUGCAAACAAACCGAUUUGCUGCACUUUGUCGCCUGACUCACCCCCCUGAAGCUAAACUAAACGUACGAGUCUCCGAGAACAAAAAGCAAAAAGAACAUGAACACGAGAUAAAUGAAUCUGACGUUGCUUCCCAGCACGACUCCGGUUCGGCCAAAGCUUCACACCUUGUACAUACGCUGUAGUUUAAAGCUAAACUCACGUCAGAACGGCUAAAACCGGUUUAGGCUUAACAUUAGAAGCUAGUUUUAGCCGCAACGCUGCUUCUUCAGAGCCAGCCUCUGCCUCGUAACGACUCUCUGUUCUCGUGUUGAUCAGUAGGCGUCAGCGAUCGCUGAUUAGUAGAAACGUACGAAAUCUUAGCUGUCAGCUGAAAAGCUGACGUGUCUGGUGGUAGAAGGCGGAUUAGCUUUAGGCUCACUGCUGCACGGCUCUUACACUCACUGUUUUUAGGUAAAAGAGCAUCAGAAACGGCUUCGACUACGAGCUCAGUUUGAUGUGGAGAAACGAAAUGAGAGCAGCGCUUCAGUUUUGUUUUCAGGCUCGCGGUUGGUGGUUUUUGGUUGUUCAGCUGCAGUUUAACGCUGUGAAACUUUGGUCCGACUUCUUAAUCCUGAAGCGUUUCUUAAGCACGAUUGUCUCUGUCAAAACACCUGUUUGACACAUGGACGUCGCCUCACAUUUAAAUGAGAGAGUCAGACUUAAAGUUGAUGUUAUUGAGAUACGAUAGACUCAUUUUGUCGGGAAGAUGGCGCCCCGAUGUUUAACCCUGCGUGCAAACCUUUGAUUGGUUGAUUAUUUCUGCUAAUAGCAGAAAAAGCCAUCAGUGGGAGCUACGCUGGACACACAGGCAGCGAUUUAGGCAUCAGAUUCAGCCCUGCUCUGCCCCCUAGUGGAUACCCAUAAACACAGAAAGGUGCGACAGCUGCUUAUCAAUGCACAUGUAUAUUGCUAAAUUAAUAAAUCUUAAAAUAAAUCUUUUUUUUUAGUUCUUAGUUUGUUAGUUUGAAUAUAAAUGUAACUGUAGCUGUUUCUCCACCAGCGUUAACGUGGUGCGACGGCUUGGUUCAGUCCUCUCUGUUAGCAACAUGCCAACAUCUCCAGCUCAAGCAGCAGCUUUUCGCUGCUCACAGCUUUGCUGGCAGUGUCUAAAAAACCAAAACAUGUUUCGGUGCCAAAGACAAGUCGUUUCCCUCCUGUUUCCUAAAUUCAAAAUAUCUUAAUCUAAAAAAAAAACCCUGGAUGCUAUCAGAGCGAGCGUCCUGCAGCCAUAUGGACCGUUUCACUCCAAAUUAAGAGACGAGCAGCAGCAGCUGACGCCUCGUCAAAGCUAACCUCCCCACUGAAUGGAUUCAUAUCAAUAGACGCCUUCAGCCACUCUGCUACAAGGCGGUGACAUUUUGGAGGAUUUAAUCAUCUGUACUUUUUCAACAGUCACCACACGUUUUGUUUCCAAAAGGGUGCAGGAGGCGUUUCUGGAAGAGUUCAUAUCCUUCAUAUCUGGUGGAGCUGCAGCUGUGAUCUGUAAUAACAGAUGGCUAUCAGUAUUUCCUCUGAUCUGAGCUCAGCGGAGAAAGAAUCCCUCCAGUUGGAGGCAGAUCCCCGCUGCCGCAGUCUGAGCAGCUGCGCAGAGCUCAGGUCGGUUUCCUCUCGCCGAGAGCCCAAAACAUCAAACUACUAUCAGUCGACUGGUUUGCAGAGAGGAGACGUUUUGUCCGGAUCUGCUCCCGGUGCACAGUGUACAGAAUGAGAUGAAAUCAGAUGGAAGCUGAAUGAAAGCGAUGAAGAGGAAGUUGUUGAGGUGUUUGCGUUCUGCUGAGCAGGAUGUGGCGGCUGUGUUGUACGUGGUCGUGAGCCUAUCAGGAGGUUUGGUAUGUUAAAGCUGUCGAGUGCAGGUCGCGGUCCCCGAACGAGAAAGUCGGCUAACGAGCUUUGUUAGAAAUCACCGACAUGAGCCUCAGAAGUCUUUGGCUGUUAAUUUGUUUGACGGCUAAACAGCUCGCACCCCGUUUCCACCUGGUAUGAACACAGUCUGUAUCUGCGUGUCGCACCUGGACCAGCGAACAAACAUGUGACCACGUGUGGAGGCGGGCUGAUCGGCCAGGUGUGAAUGACACCUGAACAGUUUCAUGGAAAACAAGCAGCAAACAGCAGCAUCGCUUCAGACUGAAACGGUGUGCAAGUCGAGGGUCAUGUGAUCAGCGGCGGCAGUUAGCAUUAUUGCUAGCCGAGUUAGCAAAGCUACCAAAAGCUGCGAAACAAUCUUGUCUCAAGGUUCAUUUAGUAGCUUUUCUGGAGCUUUCGAUCAUGUGUUCAGGCUCAGGUGUUAUGGGUAACUGUAGGUCGCGCAAGCUGAUUGGUUGUUUGAUAUGAGUAUAGAAGAAACAGUCAUGUGAUCGUCUCAGACUGACACCUGUGCACUUUUACCUGCGCGCAGCCUGGAGGAGCAUGUUUCCACCUUCCAAAUCCAACUUGAUCCACUUAGUAGCCUGACAUGUCACCGGUUACAUGACACUCGCCUUGCCCGUCCCGGUGGCCCCUGAGGACCGUCCCUUGCCUCCAUGUUUCACUGUGGGCGCAGAGACCCUGGAUGAGAAGGUAUCAUCCGGACACGGAUCUUAACACCAGGUGUAAAUGGAGUCUUCUGUUGACAUGAGACGACACAUGGCUGGUGAUGUUUGGGAUGUGAGCGUUGGCUAAAAGGUUAGCUCACUCGUAGCGUUUGUUCUCCACCGUUAAAGGCUCGAUGUCCAGCGUUGGAAACCGAAAGGUUUACGAGCAAAACAGGAUAAAACGACGAGAAAUAAAAAUCCCUUUGAUGUUUCCCUCCGCCGAAGCGUUGACCUGAUGCGUUAUCGUCUGUGCUGCGUAACGUCUUAGCUUUAAACUUCAUAGUGUCCUAGCUCUACUAAAAACAUGCAUUAUAUGAACUAACUGCAUGAUAUCUUAAUAUGACGUCGUCGACCGCUGAGCCGGUGCUGGGAAUAUAUGUUGAAAUAAAAAAAAUUCCAUCUAAACAAGUAAUUUUAUCGACUGAAUCCUAAAAUCCGAUUUGUCCUCAAACUGAUGGAAAAUGAGCCGACGCAGUGGAAGUCAGUCUGGAGGAAAGUCGGAUUUUAACAGUCGGUGAAUCGUUUGCUUAGAUGUGGCUGGAAUACACGAUCACUUCCUCUAUGAAUGUGUCAUUAUAGCAGUAUAUCUUAUAUUUUUGUACAUUUUAUGCAUCACGUGUCGUUGAAUUGUUGCCUGGUAGAGAUUUAGAGUUUGGGAGAUUUAUUCUUGUCGAUCACGUUUAUCAGGACAAGGACAAAUGCUGAUUUGUUUUUACUUUCAUGGUAGAUUUUUGUUUACUGACAAGUCGACGGUUCAGGGUUUCAAAGGGACUGUGGUCUCAUUUCUGGAAGUGUUACUUGAUUUCUUUCCGUAUUGCAGAAUCCAUUCUAUCAUUUCAGAUGUGCUGAAAAAUGAAUAUUAGCUCUACAAUCAGACGGCAGUUUAUUUUUGCAUAUUACAGAGAAAUGGAGUUAAUCAGUGCAAUCUGCUAAUUUAAAAUGUAAAAUCCCUCCAGACGUCUGUGAUGGGGGAGUCUGAGCUCCAGAUUCACUUCAGUUCUUCUGCAGACAGUUUAAAGUUGCGUUCGCGGAGGCGUUUCAGAACUUCCUGCUCCGUCUGACGCGAAACAAGAAGCAACAGAUCAUCUGAGGUUUUCAGACUGACGGGCGCUCGCUUAUCGACGCCGUCGGCAGCGGCACCAGCGGCUGCAGCUCGCGGAGGCAGGGGGGUUGUCUGAAACUUCCUCUUCUCUGGGCCUUAACUAACCGAGUGUGAUCACACAGAUGUGAUGCACGCGUCUUUGGAUUCAGCGAGACAGACGGUGUCUCUGAUGUCCCUCGCAGAGAGACCUUCGUCCACGAAGCCUCUCAGAAAUCCCAGAAAAGAGCUCAUAAUCCAGGACUUGUCUGAGGAUCUUUCUCAGGUUUCUUCAGUAUUAAAGUGAUCAGAUUCAGGCUUCAGGACAGUCAACAGUCAGUCAGGUUUGAACUUCAGGAAGUCUUUAAAUUCAAACAUCCGUGCAUUAAAGUCCAUUAAAGUUUCGCCCAUCCAUUAAAUCAUUGGCUUAAUUGUGAUAAUUAGAUCAACAUUAGAUCACAUGUGAUCUGGUGGCAGCUCGUUGGUGCCGACACGCUGCAUUGGAACUACCUGAAUCUGCUCAGAGCUGCGACCUCUUCCUCUCACUCAUCACAGCUGACCGAUCAAUAAUGUGUCGAUCGGAGUCAGUGAUGUGAGAACAGUCCGAAGCGUAGCUGGGUAUUUAUUCAAAGAUGGAGCUCCAUCACUUGUUUAAACAGGGGGCACAUGUUGAAAUGAAAUGCUCAGCGGUUCAUGAGAAUAAGAUAAUAAUAAUAGAAUAAGACGAAUCAGCGCAGAUUAGUUUGGUACGAGCUGAUCGCUCCAGGUAUUUUUGUGAAAUGUUGAUUUUAAGAAUGACUCGGUGGGAGGCUGCAAAGACGUCCCUCUUGACUGGUGAUUGAAGUCAGUAUCAAGUCUUAAAAUGCUGAACUGAAGUCAGUGAAUGGGGUGAAAUCACUUCAGCGCUGAGCCGCCUUACUUCAGAGUGCUGGACACAAAACCUGCUUUAAAAGGAAAAGCUUCUCGUCACCUUUCAGGAUGGACUUUUUUCAGUUUAUCCGCUGAAUUCUGCAGAAGAAUGAACAAAAACAAGCAGAGCUUCUGAUGUUCUCUCAUGUUUGUGACGUUUGUAUUUUUUGUGCCAGUUUUAGAGAUGAGAGGCGCCGCGUCCGCGUUCGGCCGCUAACGCUCGGCUUCGUUUCAGACACACCGAUGAUUUUAACCGCUCGACGGCGCCGAGCUUCUGCUGCCGCUGCCGGCUCGAAUCUGAUCAGAGAUCUGAAUGAACGUCCUAAAUUUAGCAUUUAUCCUCAGUGUGAUCAGAUAAACUCAAACUCACUGACUCAUUCACUGAUGAAGACUAUGAGAUGUGUUUGGAAGCUUUUGACUUAUAUUAGCUUGUCACAAUCUGUCCCUUGUUUUAUAAAUCCAUUAAUCAAUCAAUUGUUUAGUCAAUAAAAUAUGUGAAAUUAUAGAAAAUCUUCAGCCCAACUCCUCUAAAACCCAAACAGAUUCAAGUUCAGAGUGAUAGAAAACAGAUGAGCUGCAAGUCCUCAUUCAUGUCCAAUCAAACUAACGACUGAUUGAUUAACCGACUCGCGUGUUCAGUAAAUCCUCCAGUUCAGCCUCGCGUGCAGCGGCGGCAGCGGAGCCUCAGCGUUUUAUCACAGAGCCUCUAUUUAAUAGUGAGUAGCGUGUUGAGAUUAAUGUUGAGACUUAAAUAAAAUGUUUCUAUCA